This is a messenger RNA of Misgurnus anguillicaudatus (oriental weatherfish), 1188 nucleotides long. The record is from RefSeq and is a predicted model, not a curated record. NCBI's taxonomy places the organism in Eukaryota, Metazoa, Chordata, Actinopteri, Cypriniformes, Cobitidae.
UCCCAGAUGUAAACAGGAAGUCAUGUCAGCCAAUGGUGACGUGCAGACCUUCUAUAGCUCCACCCCAACAGCCUAUAACUCCCUCUACCAGGCUUUGCCAGAUCCACACCAAGGAGUUUAUCUCUACGCAGAGAAACAAGAGAAAAGUCUAGAGAGCAAAAUGGAGGUCCAGUUACUGAAUAAGCCUUCAGAUGGGGAUAAAGAAACGAAUCCAGAUCAUCAAGUGGUCACUAUGCAGCCAGAAGUUAAUGUGAUUGACACUCCACAGGAUAAACCACUGCCAGAUUACCUGGGUUACUCCAUCUUUACCAUGAUCUUCUGUUUUUUACCUACAGGCAUUGCUGCUCUGGUUUACUCCAUCACAACUCGAAAUGCAAACAAGUUAGGACAGAGACAAAUUGCAGAGAAAAACUCCAGAACGGCACGCAUACUGAACCAUGUCACUCUUGGUAUUGGCCUAGCAAUAUAUAUCAGCAGUCUUAUUGCUUUUGGCACCAUAUUUCUACUACUUGCAUAUCAUCAUUAAAGUCCGGAGUGGUCGGAUCUAACGGUAUACCUUUUGUUGGGAAAAUGAAUAUACCUUCAGAAUAUAACUGUCAGACAACUGAUGAGGACUGUGUGUGUGUCAGAGAGAGACAACCUUAUUGUUUUUGAUAAGCAUUUGGUUAACUGUGAUAUUUUAUGUUUGCAAGAGACUUUAUUUAACUAAGACUUGGAAAAUUUAAAUUAUUUUAAUAGUAAUUUAUUGUUCUUAAAGUAUAUGCACCUUAUGAAUGUCAUUAAUGAAAAUGAGUAGCUACUUAAGCACAAUUGCAUUUAUUAAUUUGUUUAUUAAAAGUGUGGCUACCCCUGGCCUGUAUUGUAUCUGUUGUUGGGGAUGAGAAUGCUGACAUUUCAGACAGGAGCUCAACAAAGUGUAUUAUUAUUUAUUACAGAGAGAUUGUGGGUCAUUUGUGUGCAUGUGUAUGUUUUUUAUUCAAGAUUGUAAACAAUAUAUUUAUUAUAUACUAAUUUUUCAUUUCUCUUUUCUUUUUAUGAUGCUUUUCAUAUUCAUGUUACCCAGACACACAGUGAAUGUAUCAUAAUAGAGGUCUGCUAUCAAGUUAAUGCGUUUCAUACCCUAAAACUGCUUGCUUGUGAAGCAUUCAGGCCUUAGACCACUUUAUAUGAAAGACGUGUGGUAUUUGA